This is a messenger RNA of Cooperia oncophora, 753 nucleotides long. Lineage: Eukaryota; Metazoa; Nematoda; Chromadorea; Rhabditida; Trichostrongylidae. The record is from the annotation of a GenBank genome assembly.
AUGGCUGACACUGAGGUAUUCAAGGAACAGCUAGCAGUAACCAUCGUCGAAACAGUUCUGAUCGGCGCGGUAUCCUUGGUUGGUUUCCUCUGCAACUUUCUGUCGUUUCUCGUUUUGAUUCGGCACAAAGCCUUCAAAAACUCAUUUGGCUAUUUGGCAGCAUAUGAAGCGUUUUCGAAUGCAUGUAUCCUUCUGAUCUUUUCAUUAUGGACAACACCGUGGACGUUACUUGAGAUCCCGAUCAGUCUUCACAGGCUCAAUCUGAUCAUUGGCGGAAUGUCUUUACUCUUUGCAGAAUCAUCGUUCCAUUGCAGCCUUCUCAUAACUAUCAACAGUGAACGGGUCACUCAAAUUCUAUUGGUGAUAGUCUCGCUCAUUUCAGUGGCGUAUUUCGGUGUCUACUUCACGGCUGUGACUUUUAUUACGAUCACCAGUAUAGCCUAUGGACGUUUGGUGUGGAGCCAUGCAGUCAAAUGUUGGCAUUUUAUGUCGACAUGUGCUACAAUGUCUCCACUCUUUGUGCUCAUAAGUGGCAUUGAUGCGAUAGUACUGGUGAACCUGAGAGCAGCCACCAAAAAAAUAACGGCAGCCAACGGAGCCAACGCGAAAGAGCAGUGUAAAAAGCGACAUAGGAAAGAAACCCGACUGUUUCUCCAGGCUAGUUUUACUCGGCCAUUGACUCUCGUUUCUGAGUUCCUGUACGUAUUCGUUUAUGCUCGUAUCCUUCCAUGUGAUUGCUCGAUGGGUGCCUAA